AGAGAGCUCACCUGGGGUCAGAGGGCGUCUGCAGGAUGGAGAGGCUGCUGAGGAGGUGCCAGAUCAGAAACCCUCUGGUCAGGGAAAGCCUGGCCGAAUGCCUCGGAGUUUACAUCCUGAUUUUGUUUGGUUGUGGCACCGUUGCACAGGUGACGACGUCUCAAGAAAAAAAUGGCCAGUAUCUUUCGAUCAACCUUGGCUUUGCUUUGGGGGUAACAUUCGGGGUCUUCGUGUCCCGUGGAGUCUCAGGGGCUCACCUGAAUCCUGCAGUUACGCUGAGUUUGUGCGUUUUGGGCAGACACCCAUGGGUGAAACUUCCUUUAUAUACCUUCUUCCAAGUGCUUGGAGCCUUUCUGGGUGCAGCCACAGUUAGUCUGCAGUACUACGACGCCAUCCAGAGUUACAGCGGGGGUCAGCUGACGGUGACGGGUCAAACAGCUACAGCAGGAAUAUUCAGCACUUAUCCAGCUGAAUACCUCAGUUUGGGGGGAGGCUUCUUGGACCAGGUGAUCGGCACCGCUGCUCUGCUGCUGUGUGUCCUGGCUACAGGGGACCAGAGGAACACAUCCAUACCCGACUAUCUUCAGCCCCUCCUGGCUGGAGCCUCGGUCCUGGUUAUCGGCGUCUCCAUGGGCUCAAACAGCGGAUACGCCCUGAACCCGGCCAGAGAUUUUGGACCACGCUUCUUCACUUACAUCGCUGGCUGGGGAGAUGACGUUUUCAAGGCUGGACGUGGUUGGUGGUGGGUCCCGUUAGUCGCUCCCUGCAUCGGCGGUUUGGUAGGAACUUUGAUCUAUGAGCUGCUGGUUGAAGUCCACCAUGCAUCCCUCUCUCCGGAGGAUCAGCCUUCAUGUCAAGAAACCACCGAGGGAAAGUCUCUGGAGCUGGAGGGAAUGGGACCAAGCAACAGAAAGUCUGCAUAGCUGUCAAAUUGUGCUUUACCAAAGACUAAAGCUGAUCUACUGAAGGAUCUGACUGAGGAAGUCUGUUAUCAGGCAAACACGCUAGAAUACCUUGGAAGAACCUUUACAGCUAUUUAAUGAUGGUCAUAAACCUAAUUUGUCAUUUCUGAGUAGCCUAAGAGUCUGAAACAGUUUAGUUCUGAACUUUAAUGAAAUCCAAAAACUGCAUCAGAACAAGGAUAUGAGAUCUAUGUCACAUUCUAGAUGGGGUCUGGGAAACCAGCGGGAUUUGAACACAGACAGUGUUGAGCAUAUCUGAAGUAGUUCAGUCUGAUAUUACUUUCUAAUUUGAGCGUUGAGAUAAUGGAGAAAGUGGGCCAAGAAUUGAGCCUUGAGGAACCCCACAUGAUCUUUGUUCGUUCAGAUUUAUUACUGACUGACGCAGCGUAGCUCUGGUCAGCCAAGA
Molecule: messenger RNA, 1368 nt
Organism: Xiphophorus hellerii (green swordtail)
Lineage: Eukaryota; Metazoa; Chordata; Actinopteri; Cyprinodontiformes; Poeciliidae
Gene: aqp10b
Product: aquaporin 10b
Exons: 6
Coding region: 36-923 (295 amino acids)
Biological process (GO): water transport; glycerol transmembrane transport
Cellular component (GO): basolateral plasma membrane; plasma membrane
Molecular function (GO): urea transmembrane transporter activity; glycerol channel activity; water channel activity
Source: RefSeq, a predicted model, not a curated record